AUGUUUACCGUCGACGGAAGCGAAAGGAAACGCAAGCCAUCCGACCUUAACCUCGAGAGCUCACCACCGUCAAAGCACGUUAAAACCGAAGGCGGAACAAUGUCUGCCGGCUCUCCAAGCGGUCUGUUGCCCCGCCAAGCGCUGCAGCAACUUGUUAGUCUGCAGCCAUCUAUGGGCGAUGAACAAAAGACGAAGUAUAUGAAUGCGCUUGAUCAGUUGAGGGGCAUUGUGGAGAAAAGCGGACCUAGUACCUCCGAAGGUCAGCAAGCGCAGACUAGAUAUGACCAGAUCGUCAAUCGCCUUAAGGUGUCACUACGGCAGCAGCAGGCACAGCAGAAACAGCGCGAGGCACAGCAACAGCAGCAAGUUCAACAACAGCAAUUACAACAGCAGCAGUUACAACAGCAGCAAUUACAACAGCAACAGCAGAACUAUAGCGCACCAGCUGGAGGUUCUUUGGCAAGUGUUGCAGGUGGCAAUGGAACGACAAUCGGCGGGGGAACGAGUGUCGGAAGUGCCGUUGGUGCUGGGCCCGCUGCCGCUGGGGCUCCGGUGGCGCCGUCGAUAUCCCAAAGGCAAUCGUGGAUAGUUCCUCCGGGGAUUCCCCAGCAAAAGGCGGAUGCUUGGCGGGCAGAAAUUGCCGGCAAGCUAUCGCAGGUUGGACAAAAAAUGAGUCAUUCAAAGGCCCAAAUUACUGUUCUACACCAAAGCCUCCAGCGACCAAACCUUACGUCCGAAGAGCAGGCAGGAAUUCAAAAGAAGAUUGCCGAAGUGACCCAAAGUUUCAAUGGAUGUAGAGAAUUUCUCAAUAAAUUCACCACCCAACAGAAGCUGCUCCAACAACAGAACCAGAUGAGAGUUAGCCAGCAGCAACAGGGCCAAGUUUCGAUGGCUGGGAGUGGGCAAAUGCAGAAACCCGCCCCUCAAAGCAUGGUUCCGGAGAUACAGCAAGGGCAACAGGGAACGAUGAACAUUGGAGCUCCGCAGCAACAAACAAAUUCUGGUAAUAUCCAGGGGAACCCACCGAAUCUACACCCGCCGCCUGCCCAACAGCCAAACCAAAUGCAGCAACAUACGCAACAGCACGCGCAACAGCAGCAACAUCAGAGUACCCCCGCGCAAAGAAUUGCAACUCCUAUACAACGAGCAGAUUCACCUCCGGGCCCUAGUAAUAAUGUCACUGGAAUAAACCAGAAUCGUGUUUCUGCUGGUCGACAAACAAUGUCUCCUGCAGCUCAACAACCCCCAAUGCAACAACAGCCACAGCAAACGAUAGGUCAAGCCUCAACAGUCCAACAGCAACCCGCUACACAGCAGGCUACACAGCAGGCCACACAGCAAGCGUCUGCCGCAGCCCAACGUGGCCUCCAACAAGCUCAGCAACCCGGAGCUGCUGCGGGGCGGUCCCCAGCGCCCGGGCCAGCUGGCCCACCCGGGACCCCGAUAGCCCAGCCUAACUCGCCCGCCCCUCGCCCCGGCUCUGUGCAACCGGCAGCCCGUCCACCCACGGCCACGGGAACACCUGUCACUCAACAGCAGCCACAGACACCGCAAGUACAGCAAGCACAGCAACCGCCGCGCAUCCAACCAGCGUCGUCCGCGUCAGCUGCAUCCCCUACGACUAGCGUUCACCCAGCUCAUACUGCCCGUGAUACUCCUCAGGAAAACCGCCCUCCCAUUCCUAAAAACCUUGCUCUCGCUGCUCCGCAACCUAUCGCCAUUCCCGCCGCUAGGCCAACCUUAAGUGGUGGUAUGAAUAGCUCCGGCAAUCAGAUGAUGAGUACUCCCGCUAUUACCAAGCAGCCCGCAUUUGAAUUUGAUGAGGGAGGCAUGGGCUUGUUGAGUAAGAGAAAGUUGGAAGAACUUGUGAAGCAGAUCGAUCCGGAGGAGAGAUUGGAUCCCGAUGUUGAAGAGGUACGUUAUCUCUAAAUUAAUCUCACCUUGUAAAGUUUUUCUAUGCGCUUCGGGAUUUGGCAUUUCAGAGAUUCCCGCACGGCGCUCAAUAUGUACUUCGCUGUACCAUGUGCUACAGACUCCCUAUAAAUCACUUCCCCAGCUUGUCGCAUUAGCCCACGGGGCCUCGUUGUCAUUUACCAACCUCCGUACUAACUAAAUUGACUUAGGCCGUUCUUGAACUCGUCGACGAGUUCAUCGAUUCGAUUGCUACCUCAGCCUGCAAAAUGGCUAAACUCCGCGGUUCCGACACUCUGGAUCUUAAGGACGUCCAAAUAAUUCUUGAGCGCAACUGGAAUAUUCGCAUUCCCGGCUACGCGGCCGACGAAAUCCGUACUGUCCGGAAAUUCCAUCCAGCCCCUGGGUACCACCACAAGAUGGCCGCACUAGCUGCCCAGAAGCAGUUGGCCCAGACUUCCGGAAAAGGUGGAGAAUAAAAGGAAGUGGGGUGUUGGAAAUCAUCACAGCAUUUAUUGGGUUUCGUUUUUUUUCUUUUUCUCCACAUUUCCUCCUAGUUUCUUCCCCCAUAUCCGAAAAUGAGAAACUUUACACCAUUUUCCUUUCCCUUUUCUUUUUUAUGAGAGCAUGUGAAGGUUGUGAGUGAGGAUAGAUGCGUCUCCCUUUUCGCUAAUUAUGUAUUUUUUUGCGCUUUUUUUUAUCAAAAAAAAGAGCAGUCUGAGGAGAAGAGCUUUACCCCUCUCCUUUUCAAAGUCAAAACUUACUUGGUUGGACUUUACUCUACCCCUAUCUCUGUUUGUUACUGUUCUGGUGUUGUUCCGGUCGCAAGCUGGGGUUAUGCUUCGUUAUCCAAAUACAGUGUACGGCUUAGGUCUUUUUUCCCUUAUCAUAUUAUACUCUUUUCUCUAUGUUUGAUGUCCUUCUGUUCUAUUCGCUCCAUACCCAUUUUCGGGUUUAGGUUGGGGGUAUCCCUUUUUUUCUUCCCUCGUCUUUCGCCCCACCCUCACGAUGCACGCUUUCUUUUCAUGGAUGGUUGUACUGUACUACCGUAGCGCAGUACAAUAGUCUAGUGUCUGACGGGACAACGUCGUAUCUGCCAGGUAAACUAUAAUACGGUAGAUGUAUUAGUAAUUAUGGUGUGGGACAUCUGUAGCCGGAGCAGGCUGACAUUCGUCAUGGCUUAGUAAUAAUAUGUUAAUAUGCCCAGCAUUGGACUUAAUAGAGGUUAAUAGAUUGACAAAGACCAUUAACUGUCUGCGCCAAGGAAAUUAACAGUAAUUAACGUUCCCCGGACAUUCCCCUUCUCUCGCCAAAAAUUCACCUAGUUUUAAACCCUGAUAACUUCGUGAAAACCCGAGAUAUCUCUAUUCUCUCUCUAUUCGUGCGUGGGGGGUCACCCGCUAUGCCGUCUAAUAGAGGCGUGAUUCCCAUCGGAGCGGUUGUCGAAGAACCUUUGGGGGCUUGAAGUUGCGCGGUAGUUUCAUGGCAAAACCGCUCCGGCCGCAGAAGUCCGCCACCAUAUAUAUUCCGGUACACAGGUACCUUCUCUGCGCGAGUUCGUCCGCGAAUCGCUGUCGUGGUGUCAUGUCCAUCAUACCGGUGGCAUAGCUGCUGUGCUCGCUCGUUCCCGGUGGUGGGUGAACACGUGAAAGGGUCGAGUUACUAUUUAUUAUUUCACCCCGUUCAGUCGUGAAACCGGCGUGUCUGGCGAUGUGACCGGGCCAAGACCCAAGUGAAGACAGGUGGUACGGGUAUAUGGAGGUUGAUCGGAUACGGUAUAUGCAUUACCGGUACCGAUAGUGCAU
This is a messenger RNA of Tuber aestivum (summer truffle), 3716 nucleotides long. The record is from the annotation of a GenBank genome assembly. NCBI's taxonomy places the organism in Eukaryota, Fungi, Ascomycota, Pezizomycetes, Pezizales, Tuberaceae.